Anthonomus grandis grandis is the source of this 4111-nucleotide messenger RNA. RefSeq names its product putative transcription factor SOX-14. NCBI's taxonomy places the organism in Eukaryota, Metazoa, Arthropoda, Insecta, Coleoptera, Curculionidae. The coding region runs from base 630 to 1655 and encodes 341 amino acids. The record is from RefSeq and is a predicted model, not a curated record. Gene Ontology annotation, molecular function: RNA polymerase II cis-regulatory region sequence-specific DNA binding; DNA-binding transcription factor activity, RNA polymerase II-specific. The transcript is spliced from 2 exons. Gene Ontology annotation, biological process: cell differentiation; anatomical structure morphogenesis; regulation of DNA-templated transcription.
GUUUAGUUCGCAUCUAGAGAGCGUUGACUGCAAUUGUUUUUUUUCAAGUAUUUAUUAAUAAUUAUUAUUGUCGUUUCGAGAUCGUGGUGUGCCGUGGACGACAAAACCAACCGUCUGUAGAGUAGUGUUUUGUUUUUUUCUUCUUGUUAAAAAGAUCAAAGGUUUGCCGCAUAAUAUAUGUGACUUUAUUAUAAUUUUUUUUUUAAAAGGACGGAAUUGCAUUUAAAAAACGAAUUUAUUAACUGUCUCGAGACGCACUAAAGGAGCGUGCUGCGUUCGAAUCGAAUCAGCUGUUGGUGUGUGCGGUUCGCGCACGCGCCCCUCGUCCCCCUCCAAAGUGCCGCGGUGGGGGUAACCAGAACAGCUGUGAAUAAAGAUACACACUCAAAACAUCAGAACAGACUUGUCAGUGGUGUCAAACCGUUCGGUCGUCCGGUUUUAAUAUAAGAUAAUGCUAAGUAAAGUCAAGUGUUGCUAAGUUUGAUCGGCACUUGAGGACUUAGACAGAUUUUCUUAAAUCAUUUUCUUUUUUUGGUCAUUUAUUAUCAAAGAAGAACAAUAUUUCGAGUUGUGCGCGAGUGCGUCCUUCGGAACUAAACAAUUUUUAUUUUUUUUUUUGGAAAAAAGUUAUGGUGCCACAGCAAAUGGAGGGUGUUAAAUCUGAAUUCCCUCAAAACGGUGGGGACCUGGUGUUUGGUUCUCAACUAGUUGAUAAAAAUUCGUCCACCCCUUACUCCGAUGCUACCCAGACAAAGAAGAACAAUCCAAACCACGUAAAGAGGCCAAUGAACGCUUUCAUGGUGUGGUCCCAGAUAGAACGCAGGAAAAUCUGCGAGGUAUCCCCAGACAUGCACAACGCCGAAAUCUCCAAGAAUCUUGGAAAACGUUGGAAGAUGCUCAACGAUGAACAGAAGCAGCCCUUCAUCGAAGAAGCCGAGAGGCUCCGUCAGCUCCACCAGAGGGAGUAUCCCGAUUACAAAUAUCGCCCCAGGAAGAAAACCGCUAAGCCAGCCCCCAAAUCAUCCUUGAAGAAAUCCUCAAAGAGAAGCGGCAAAGCGAAGAAAAACGAUAGCAACAACAACGAAUCAGUGAAAGAAAAGAUAUUCAACAGGCGUACUUCGGUACCAGAAUCUGUAUCCGCUAGACUAAAAGAUAGACUUACCAUACCAGCUACGCCAACAGUGCUAGAGCCAGUACCAGAGACCAAAAUCGAACCGGUAGAACCCAUCACAUCCAGAAUGGAAAUUAGUUACGACACGUAUGAUUCAGUGAGACACAAUCUGAACGCCUCACUCACCCAACUGCCCCCCAUUAGUUUCCUAGCUAAGGUACCAUCGAGUCCUUCCUGCGAAACCCCCGAUUCACCCGAAAGCGCCACCAUAUACGAAGACUCUUGGGUGAAUUUAGUCAAAGAGGAACCGGAUGAUCGGCUCACGUGUGUAACCCAAAUCGCCAACACCCUAGAUGACUUAGAUAAUAUAGAAAUCUACCCGAUGGACGGGGGUAUUGACCUGGAAAGGCUAGUAGACCUGGACAAUAACUUCGAGACGACAUCAAAUAGCUCAGGGUCACAUCUGGACUUCACAGUUCCCAGGGACCUGUUCCCUAUAGACAACAAUUGGGUCGGGGAAGUGGAGACUUUCAUGAUGUCUUGAAGGGACAAAACCUAAGACUGUUGGACACAUACAAUCAGUUUGUUAAUGAGCCAAUGAUGUGCUUGGAGUCCAGUUACGUGGUGAGGCGAGACAAGAGGAGACCACCACGAUAUCGUUAUAAUAAUGUUAUUUAUAUUAUUUAACCCCAGUUUUGAUCUCAUUUUUUAUGUACUGUGUAUAAACAAAACAAAAAAAAAAGAAAAGAAACAGUUCGUUCAUUGUUAGGUUCACCAGUCUUUAAUUAAUAUUAAUUUUUUUGAUCUACCAGUUUUUCUUUUUUAGUGCCUAUAGCUCAUGUUUGUUAAGGGGUGCGCCUCCGCCACCACCACCAUUACAAGGCACUUUUAUUUUUUUAGUUUAAACAGAUUUUUAAGGUCCUUCGCGCGUUAUGCGUUGGAUAUAAUGUCAGGCUGUGAUGUAUUCGAUUUGAUUCGAUAAUUUGAUGACCAAUUUAGUUUUGGUUAGUCAAAUUCAAAAAAAAAAAAAUAAUUGAGUCCGUUUUUGUGUAGUCGUUUAACCAGGUGCUGCUUUUUUUGUGUCUUUUGUUUUUGGUGCGUUUUUUUAAAGGGCUGCAGUCAUGGCACUUGUGUUAGAUGAGGAAUAUACAGGGUAUCACUAAAUUUUUUGUCUGUGUGUUUAGUAGAAACUUUGAACUUACUUUAGUUGUCUGAAAGAGUCAUGGAGCAUAGUUUUGUUCAAGCAGUUGAUUCUCAGAAAGAAAGUCAUCAAUGUAAAAGGGAGUGCAGUAGUUAUUUGUUUCUUACAGGCACUAAUGGUUGAAAUUGGAAAGCCUUAACUGUCUGGAAAUAUGACUGAUGUUUUUUUAAUUAAAACUUGCUUGGAAAAUUGAAUUUUUCAAACACAGGUUUCAAUAAUUUUUCCAGUUACAACGGGCUUUUAAAAUCGAAUAAAACUACUUCCAGCAAAAAAAUAUACGCAAAAAUUUACAUUCAAAAAAAAAAAAAAAAAAAAAAAAAAAAAUUCAUUUUUGGAUUAUUAUUAUUUGUUUAGAAAAUUGACUUAUUAUUUUGACUUAAUAUUGACUUAAGUUUAUUAGAAAGACAGUUUAUAAGAAAUAUUUUUGGAAAAAUCUUUUAUUUUCACUGAAAAAAAGAAAGUAUCAAUUGCCUAAAGAAAACACCUUUGAAGUGCAAAAAAGGCUACAAAAAAAAAAUUACUACCCGAAACAGUGGAUCCUAAAAAUUAGAAAUCCGUAAGACUUCAAGAAUUGGUUAUUUAUUUUCAAGAGAAAACUGGGAAAAUACAAACUGCAUUAUAGGAUUUAAGCUACCUGGAAAAAUAAACACAAAAUUUACCUUUAAAAAAAAAGCCCCUACUGCUUGGAAAAAAUUAUUUGUUUUUGGUUCAUUAUUUUGUUUGGAGAACUGACUUUUUCCAGUUCAAAUAAUUAGUAUAGCUGCCUGGAAAAAUGUCAAUUUCCAUUUAAAAUUAAUCAAUUUCCUGUAAGAGUAUUUUGUUUUUAAUGAAGGAAAUCUGUGGAAGUGCCUGGAAGAGAAACUUUGAUCCAAGUAAAAAUUAAAUUAUAAAGAUUCAACUACCUGGAAAAAUUAUGUUAUCUAUAUUUACCACAGUUUUUCAGUCAUUUUUCCAGUUCGGCUGUCUGUAAGAAUGGAAUAAAAUUACUACCAUAAAAAAUAAACAGAAAUAUUAUCUUAAAAAAAAACCAAUUUUAUUAAAAACUAUUUCAUUUUCUUGGCCACCUGGAAUAAAGUUAAAUUAAGAAAUACUUAAAACGAUUUGAUCUUCCUGGACAAAUCUUUUAAUUUCACUAAAAAAGGGGAUUUAACUGGGUGUAAAAAUAGUGUAAAAUUGGUCCAAUAAAAAAAUAAACACAAAAAUUUAAUUUUACCUAAAAAAAAAGUCGAAAACGAAAUAAAAAGCCUCAACUGCCUGUAAAAAAAAUAUUUCUUAAUUUCUUGGACAAAUCUUUUAUUUUUAUUUAAAUGCAUGUAAAGAAGAAUAUAAAAAAAUCUGCUACCUGUGGAUCUAAAACACUGUAAAUACGUUUUACUCCAAGUAGCCUAUUUAUUUUCAAAGAAAAACUGGGAAAAUACAAACUGCAUUAUAGGGUUUUUUUUAAAUUUUCUAAGGCUAGAAAAUGUUUGUUUCUAUUACAAAACUGGACAAAAACCAACUGCCUGGAAGAGUGACUUUAUUAGUAAAAAAAUGGAAUUAUUCACUUCUUCCAGGCCAUUAAAGAACAAAAACUCGUCACCUAAUACCCCCUGUAUAUUUCUUUAAAUAACAUAUUUUAAACAUGACUUAAGAUACUGAGUUUGACUUGCGCGUUUCAUGAUAAAAUAUUAACCCUAGGGUGCUGUCCUCAACUUGUAUUUAAUUAAUUUAGGUUUGCCUUUAAAGUGAGACGAGUGGACAUAUAAGUUAUAUUAUAAAUAAUUGUAAAUAACUUAUAUAAUUAUAAAAUUUAUCUACUA